AUGGGCCUCCCUCUGCCACCAAAGUUUCUGGCGUCCCUCUUGGGCUUCCUCUGGCCGGCUCUUCCCCUCAUCUUGGGACUUUCCUUGGGCUGCAGUCUUAGCCUCUUGCAGAUGUCCUGGAUUCGCGGGGAUGAAGAUGCUUGUAUAGGGAAGGCCCAGAAUUUCCAGGGGCCACAAGUUGGAAAACAAAAGCCACAGAUGAAUGAGCUAAAACCCCAAAUAAUUCCUUAUUACCGGAACCUCCAGACACCUAGUCAGAGAGUACAGAGAUCUCGAUACAUCCGGUCUGAUCUCUCGGUGCUGGUUUUAUCUUCACGUCCCGCACUGAACACUCUUGCUGUGGCUAUAAACCAGACUCUCUCUUCUCAUGUGAACCACCUAAUGUUCUUCACUGGAUCCCGAGGCCCAAAACUUCCACAAGGAAUGGAAAUAGUGUGUCAUGGGGAUGAAAGGCCAGCGUGGCUGAUGUACCACACGCUGCGCUAUAUAGAAGCACAUUUACUGUCUGUCUACGAUUGGUUCUACGUGACUCAGGAUGACUCGUAUACCAACGGACAUCGCCUGCAGGACGUGGCGUCUCAUCUCAAUCCUGGGCCCCCACAUUAUAUUGGUCGGCCUAUGGAGUUCAUUGGAGGGCAGGAUGAGUGGAGAUAUUGCCAUGGAGGAUCAGGAUACAUGUUGUCCAGAACCCUUCUCCUCAAUCUGGGUCCGCAUCUGGAGUUUUGUCUCUCUGAUAUUCUCAGCUCACGGCCAGAUGAAUGGUUGGGCCGCUGCAUCCAGGAUACUCUCGGAAUAGCGUGUGUGGGAGAGUAUCAGGGUCUCCAGUAUGUCUCAAUAGCUCUGCCACGAGAGGUGGAUGUGGACGAUGUUGAUGAGACCUUGCUGAGUAAAGCAUUCUCUGUGUACCCGCUUGUGGAGGCCACGCUCAUAUACAGACUGCAGCAUAAACUCAGCCAGAUUGUGCUGCGUCGGAUUUACCACAGGAUCCAGAAGCUGCAGAAUGAAAUCCAAAACCUUUCUUCUCUGACCCCAAAACCAGAAGUGGGCGUCUCUUGGCCAGCAGGUAUAAACCCCCCUUACAAGCCCACUUCACAACAUGAUGUGCUGUCCUGGGAGUAUUUUACAGAAACACAUUCUUUCUCCUGCCCUGAUGGGACUCCGAAGUGCCCACUACAGGGUAUGUGGCUGCAUGAUGUACAGCAGGUCCUACAAGAGGCUUUAGAACAUCUGAACCACCGCCACAAUCCAUGGCUCCACUUCCGCCUGCAGCGCCUGCUCAAUGGCUAUCGGCGUUUUGACCCAACCCGUGGAAUGGAAUAUAUUUUGGAUGUGUUGCUGGAGACUACCACAGAGAACAGCCAUGUUGGUUCAACGAGCAAACGGUUCACACUUCUGCGUCCGUUGAGCAAGGUAGAGCUUCUUCCUAUGCCUUAUGUGACGGAGGCCACCCCCGUGCAGUUAGUGCUGCCCCUGAUAGCUGCAGAUGCUGGACAUGUUCCUGGGUUCUUAGAUGCUUUUGCCACUAAUCUUUUGGACCUGCAAGAGAAUGUGGCGCUCACUGUUCUUCUUGUGUAUGAUAUGGGCUCUGUAGUUCAGGAAGGCGACAUCUUUAAAGAGAUUCGUAGGAUCAUGGCAGAGCUGGAAAACAGGUACCCACACCUAAAGGUGGAGCUGGUGAGUGUCCACACUGAAAGGCCUUCCCAGAUCCAGCUUAUUGAUGUGGUAGCAAAGAAGCAUCCAGCGGAGACUCUCUUCUUCUUGGUCGGGGUGUGGAGUGAGGUGACGGUAGAUGCUCUGAACCGCUGCCGGAUGAACGCUAUUUCUUCAUGGCAAGUUUUCUCCCCGGUGCACAGGAAUCAGGAAUACAGCCCGGACGUUUUACGGCACGGCUUCCCUGCACCUCCUCCUCCUCCUGCAGGCCAUCUUCGUGAUGGACAUUUUGACCGCUUUUCUUCCUCAGGGUUCUGUUUUUAUAAUUCAGACUUUACGGCAGCCUAUGGAAGGAUGACCUCAGAGGAUGUUACAGAAGAUGGGGCCACAGAACUAUUGGAGCUGUUCCUGCAAUAUUCUGAGCUGCAUGUUUUUCGUGCUCUGGAGCCAGCGUUGGUUCAGCGGUUCUCUGGACGAACAUGCAGCCAUCACCUGUCUGGAGACGGAAAUCACCGCUGUGUGCUCAGCAACCUGGAGGCGCUGGGUUCCCGAAUACACCUGGCACUGGCUUUGUAUGAACAAGAUCAGACCAAUAAUACUUAG
Messenger RNA from Spea bombifrons (plains spadefoot toad), 2253 nucleotides. RefSeq names its product chondroitin sulfate glucuronyltransferase-like. Gene Ontology annotation, cellular component: Golgi cisterna membrane. Gene Ontology annotation, molecular function: glucuronosyl-N-acetylgalactosaminyl-proteoglycan 4-beta-N-acetylgalactosaminyltransferase activity. The record is from RefSeq and is a predicted model, not a curated record. Lineage: Eukaryota; Metazoa; Chordata; Amphibia; Anura; Pelobatidae.